Messenger RNA from Spizellomyces punctatus DAOM BR117, 1437 nucleotides. RefSeq lists its product as uncharacterized. The record is from RefSeq and is a predicted model, not a curated record. The transcript is spliced from 12 exons. The coding region runs from base 124 to 1257 and encodes 377 amino acids. Lineage: Eukaryota; Fungi; Chytridiomycota; Chytridiomycetes; Spizellomycetales; Spizellomycetaceae.
GUCCUUGGGCUGGAAUCAUAGAUCACCUUCAAGAUUCUAGAACUAGCACAGGGUUGAGGCAUACACCCCAUUUCAAAGGCUUUCAGGUUACAUCCUUCUUCGGCCAGGCUAUUCCUUGCAGCUAUGUCGCUACGUAAUUUCUUCGUUUUGCACAAGUCAGGAAGGACAUACUUUGCAAAAAAUUUUCAUGGAGAUGCCCUUGAUCAGAGCUUGGUGGUCGGCUUUUCUUCGUCUGUCUCGAAUUUCGCCCGCACCCUACUUGGAGAGGACAUCCGCGAGGUUAUUUCACUAAAAGGAAGGAUACUAUACAAAGAAUUUGGCGACUUCGUAUUCGUAGCGCAUAGUGACUUGCAGACAGGCAGCACCAUAAUUCAAUCCAUUCUACGGGAUGUUGGCGCCAUGUGCGAGUUUCUUUUUGGCUCACAUGAGUAUUGGGACGAAGACUUCUUUGACUUGAAAGGAGCACAAGACAUUAUAUCGACCUACUUCUCGAAGGUCGCGCAAGACCCAAGCACUGUUGUCAAUGGUGUCAACCAGAUCUUUCUUGAAUUAGAGAUAUGCGAGCGGCUCGAUAAGCUUCUAACAUUCCUGGAAAGCCAGGAAGGAGUAUGCGGAAACGGCACUAUGUUGAUACUCGGUGAUUCUGUCCUGUAUUCACGAUUUGGCCUUCAUGAGACCAGAAUGAUACUCCAAUACCACAAAGCCCGUCCUCUGGGCUUCAACUCCGUUCGCUUUACCCCUGUUUAUUGUCACGGCGCUUGGCAAAACUUAUACCUCAUUCGGCUCCAAAGUUAUGUGCUCGUUGUUAUGGCGUAUAUAGACAAACCUUUCGCACCGCUUCAAAGCAAGAUUGAAGAAUUCCGCAUAUCUUUUAUUCAGUCCCGACUCGAAAUCCCAACUGAGGAGCCACCAGUACUUCUUCGCCUGUUUGCAAAGCGAGAGACACUAGCAAUGUUGUACCAUAAUAUCAAAACCGGAUGUACCAUUUUCCCACAACUUCGACCUGGCCCGGACGUGCAGCAGAGGGAGAUUCUGUCGUCUUUCUGGGCGUUUUUUUCUGAUGCAAGUGCGAGCCUGCGUGUACCUGGCGUCACAGAGUUUUCUAUCACCCGGGACCAGUACCGUUUUUAUGCAAGAUCGGAAGGAGUUCAUAAACUUUACAUUCUUAUGGCAACGGACUCGGUAUCCUCCGAAGCUAUCCCUUCCAUAGCCUCCGAUGUGUUACGAAAUCUACGAACAUUUACCCCCGAAAGAUGAAAUACGGGAUGUAACGUCAGUCUAGUAUUCUUCACUGUACCAUACGAAUUGAAGAUGUGAGUUAUCAAUGGAAAUACGUGUCCAGGCGAAGUAAUCAUGAAAAGCAUCACAAAAUGCUGGGAUAUCUUCAUUCUAUUCGUCCACUUGCAUUCCCGUUAUGCUACUUAUACUAUCUGCUAC